Messenger RNA from Ananas comosus (pineapple), 1309 nucleotides. RefSeq lists its product as uncharacterized. NCBI's taxonomy places the organism in Eukaryota, Viridiplantae, Streptophyta, Magnoliopsida, Poales, Bromeliaceae. Bases 20 to 976 code for a protein of 318 amino acids. The record is from RefSeq and is a predicted model, not a curated record. Gene Ontology annotation, biological process: shoot system development; root development. The transcript has a single exon.
AGAUUCCUGCUGCCUCACCAUGAAACUGUGCCAGAAGUUUCAGGCUCUUAUAAGUGGAGUAUCUUGCGAAUCGAUUCCAUCACAACAUCUUCAUUUCACUCUUUUUAGCUACUUGACUAGGAAGAGAAUUCAAGCAUUAAGAAUGCAGAUGGCGUGCCAUCUCCGAUCCGUUAGCUUGCCCACUAGACCCCAUUCCCUUGUGCUCAAGGUCGACAAAGAGCUGCAGAAGCUGCGAGAUUGCGUGGCUUCUCCCUCCUCAACAGCCGAAAUGAUUUGCAACGCAUUCGAAGGGAUUAGAAAUCUGAAUGAGUGCAUUGAGGAGCUCGUUUGUUUGCCGAGCAACCGAAAUGGUCUCUUGCACACACAACAGAAGAAAUUGGUGGAGGAAGAACUGGAGAGAUCGGUCGAGGUACUUGAUCUCUGUGGCAAAAUGCGCGAUACAUUGGCUACAAGGAAGGUGCAUAUCCAAGACCUUCUGUCGGCUCUUCGCAGGGGACGAUAUGCAGCUAUGGCAAGCAAAGUUCAAUCUUGCAUCCGCUCGGUAAAGACAGGGGACAAGGAUAUCAAGAAGAUGAUGACUAGCAAGCAUGGACCUCUUUCUUCCAUCAAAGAGAAUUCCGAUCUUUUCAUUGUCGUCAGACUGUUGAGAGAAUCAAGAGAGAUCACCGCGUCUCUCCUCCAAUCAGUGUUGUCAUUCUUGUGCAAUCAAAUUGUCAGGCCAAAGUCCAGCAAUUGGUCUUUUGUCUCGAAGGCAUUUAACAAGAAGAAAGUUGCAUGCGAGGAGUGGCAAGAGGUUGCCAACUUUGCAUUCGCUUCUUAUUCUUGCAAGGAUAUGGACAAUGAGCGCGUUUCAAGGAUACGAAAGCAAUUGCAAACUUUAGAGGCCAAUAUCGAAGGCCUGGAGAAUGGAGUCGAUUUCUUAUUCAGGCGGCUGAUCCAAACAAGAGUCGCUCCUCUAAAUGUCCUCAGCUCAUAAAAAUUUCCUCAAACCUUCUCACUUCUAUACCCAAUGAUCAGCUUCCGCAUUUUAUAGGAUUUGUUGAUCGACGACAAUCCUCUCAAAUUUUGUAUACAACUUAAAAUGUAUAGUGUGUUGUUUGGAAUGAAAACUCAGAUAUUUGAAGGAUCCUUCAUUUCAUUGUCAACUUGGUCUCAUUAUCGUAGUUUAUGUACUGCCUUUUUGCUUGUAAACCCUUAAUUGCUUGGUGAGUAGCUUCUGAAGUCCGGCUCCAAUGUGAUGAACUUGCAAUUGAAUUAGGAAGUCAAUCAUGUUGAUAAUUUUAUCUUCAACUUUUUUUGAUUCCAUACU